GUAAACUACUGUUGACGUUUUAAAAGUGACGUUUUCCUGACAUGUAAAUCUUAAAUUCUAAUAAAAAUGGAAAAUAAAGACACAAGUGUUAUACACAAAAUAGAGGAAGAUGAUUUUUAUAAAUAUUUCCUGAAAGCAAACAACUCAAAAAAACCCCUAGCACAAACUUUAACGAUAACUGAGCAAGUUACGAAACUGGGAGAAGGUAUAGAACUUCUAAGUCGCGAAUUACAUAAACAAGUUGUGGAUAAACAUGAGGAUUUACUUACACAAGCCAAGCAUUCAACAAAAUUGGAGGCAGUUUUAAAUACCAUGAAUAUGCAUGUUCAAAAUUUAUUUGCCAAUGCCGAGAGGUUGAGAAAUCAAAUUCAUGUGCCUUAUAAUGCUUUGGAACAACAUACAAAAGUAUUGGGUAGAUUGCAUUUGGCCAGUCAUAUUCUAAGACAAGUUAAUAGGAUUCAGCAGCUUAGUAAGAGAUUGUCAAAUACUAAUGAUCCAGUGCAAAAAGCUACAAUUUUAAGGGAACUUGAGCAACUAGCCAUUGACCCUGAUUUGCAUGAUAUAGAUGUAGUUACAACAGAACUAAGAAAUAUAAGAAUGCAACAACAAAAAGUUGCAAAAUUGGCAACAGGGUCUUUAAAUCAAGGAAUCAUGAAUGAGAAUGUUACACAAACUACAACAGCACUACAAAUAUUUAUUAAUUUGGGGACAAUCAAAACAAUAUCAGACAAUUUUAUUGACCAAUGCCUAAAUGAAUUCAGAGAAUGCCUUAAAAAAGCUUUUGAAAUAAGCCCAAAUGCUUCUAUAAAAUCCAAGGCAGCUCCGGGUAAAGUUUCUUUAACUUCAUCGCAAGGUUUUAGGAGUAGAGUUUUGAAUGAAUUGGAAAAAGCGUUUUCCGAGGAUGUUUAUCAAGUUUGCAAGCAAGUGAAAUUUUUACAAAUAACUUUGAACAGUAUGAGCGGGGUCAAUUUAAAUGUUGCGGAUGAAUUCUGGAGUAAAUUUGGCAAAAUAAUGCAGGAGGAAAUUAAGAAGUCUUCUACUGCCAUACAACAGACUCUGGAAGGGGAUUAUCCCAAACUACUAAAGUGGUAUUAUGAGAUGAUUUUGAAGCUUAAUUACGAUGUCUUUAAAUUUAAGCAUCAUAUUUUGGAAAAGUUUGAAAACUCUUAUUUAUCAAUGUCUUCUACAAAAUUGUUGGAUCCAGCCCAAUCAAUGUUUAAUAAUGAACUCAACAUUCCUAAUCAUGACCAGAUGGAUUCACUUAUUAGAAUAAUAACGAGCGAGUUAAGUGUAGCUCUUGUUGAAGAACACCUAAGUGAAAAAGUCUCUAAAAAUGUCGCUAAAUGUGUUAAAAUGUUUGCUGUCAAGACUGAGCAACAAUUGGAAACUGGCCCAGAGGCAGCUCAAGUGAUAGGUGGAACAGCCAAUGCUGGCCAGCACAAAAACGUGCAAUACGCUAAUGCUUUAUACUAUUUACAAACACAAAUCCUAAGAAUAUUGGGAAACAUGAAAACCAGUAUACCUGAUUCCGGAAUAAAAAUAAUUACGGAGAGUCUUCAAAGUUUGGAAAAUUUGGUUGGGAACAUAAUACAGCCUUUAGUUGUUUCUAUAAAUUCCAUAAUAGAAAAGAUAAUUGUUACAAUACAUUUGGAAACAGAUUGGGUUAAAUUACAAAUUCCUGCAAAUAAAAAUUCGAUUUCUUGCAGUCCUUACAUGAAGGAAUUGAACCAGUUUAUUGCAAGGGUAUACCAUACUUAUUUGGCCAGUUUUGAGAAUAAAGAAGUGCUAUUGCAAAAGUGUAGUGAAGUUGCGAUUCGUUGCAUAGAACUCCUGGUACGACAUUCCUCCCUCCUAAGACCAAUCUCGCAAGGAGGAAGACUGCGUCUGCACGCCGACUACAACCAACUGGAGCACUCCCUAAAAGUAAUCUGCCCGCAUUUAUCGGACCUGGGCCGCCCCUACCGCCUGCUAAAAUCGAUGGCCUCCCUGAUCAUCCUGACACCGGAAGAGAUCGUCGCUAGUCAAAUGUUGGGCAGCUCGGUGCCGCACAGCACAGUGCUGCUGAUGUUGUUCUCGUUCGCCGGCAGCGAUCUGGCAAGCCCGCACCAGAACACGGGCUGGUCUUUGCCCAAGUUGUCCGCGUGGUUGGAUAAGCAUGUCAAAGAGGAGGAUCGGUUGGAUUUGGUCGCUGGGGCCAUUCAAAGGUACGAGAGUUUGAUUAGGCAGACAAAUUCAGAGAAUUAUGACAGAGUUUAUCCUAUAAUGUCCAAGUUUUUGGAAUCUGCAGUCAAAUAAUUAUUUUAAUAUGUAAUUUAAGAAUAUAGUGAGAAUUUUAUACUUAUACCGUUUUAAGUAUUGUUGUGUAUUAUCUUG
This is a messenger RNA of Brassicogethes aeneus, 2373 nucleotides long. NCBI's taxonomy places the organism in Eukaryota, Metazoa, Arthropoda, Insecta, Coleoptera, Nitidulidae. The record is from the annotation of a GenBank genome assembly.